Ectocarpus sp. CCAP 1310/34 is the source of this 2561-nucleotide messenger RNA. Lineage: Eukaryota; Phaeophyceae; Ectocarpales; Ectocarpaceae. The record is from the annotation of a GenBank genome assembly.
UGAGUUACUACCCACCGCGGCAGCCAGAUCCUUCCCCAUCCAAACCAUCGUAACUCUCUUUUCGGAGUGCUCGUGCAUGCCGCAGAUUAGCCAAAUCUGACCCGCACCACAGUCGGUCCGAUCACAACUUCACUCAUAAAAAAAGUGUGUGGUGAUGUGUGACAAGGGCACCUCUGGGCUCGGAGUGAAGAUGACCUUGCUGGCGAGAAGGGACCUAGCGAAAGUGCGGGAGAUGGAAGACGGAGGGGGAAGAAGAUGGAAAAUCUGCACGGAUCACGGGUUUGUCGCGAUGAUGGAGCUUCCGUGCGGCACCGGCAUGUCCUGACAUUAGAAUAGCGUAGGUGGCUUAUCUUGAAUAGCGUAGGUGGCUUAUCUUGUGUGCAGCCACGGACCGUUUCCUUACCUCUUUCUCUCUCGAUUUGAAGCGGACCCGUGUAGUCUCUGUGUUUUUCUGGGGGUGUCUCUAAUCUUGGACGGCCACCCAUUCAUUGCUGAAAAUGACGAAUCGAGAACCUGCGGCGUGAAAUUUGCUGUGCGGUUGUGAAGUUACCGUUGGGUAUGAAGCCUCUUUCGACCGAGCCAGUUUGCGCACGAGUUAGGGAACCCAUGAAUUGAGUCCGAGAGUUUGCGAUGACGAACCAUUAAGGCCGCUUCUAACUGCCCUCGCACAUACUUACCUCGCGGGGUGGUGAUGACGAUAAUAUCUUGAAGGUUCAAUGUUCGGAGCGAACAUUCAUCUCUCUCCCAUUCGUUCCCGCUUUUAUUUGAGCUGGCCUAGUCUGGACGUUGCUUUGCCCCGAUGUGAACGGCGUUUUUUUUUGCGCGCGCGAAUCCGGAACAAGCGAGGGCGAUGAUUACCACUUUCGAGGCUAAGGCAACUUUGCAGUGGCUAACACCCCGAAAACCGCAUAUGAGCCCAUCUGAUAAAGGAAGCAAAGAGCGUAGACUGCUGUAAUCGAUGCUCUAGACUGCUAGUCGUUGUUGGCCGAAACAGCUCUGAGUCUUUCGUUGGCCAUGGACUGCUCCCGGACGAUCAUGCUUGUAUAUACGCGAUACGUCAUCUCAUGCUACGACCACGGGCAGGACCGUGUUCUGUGAUAAGACGCUUACACGGUUGCGUUCUUUGUGUGGGACGCCCUUCGUCAUCGCAACCUUGGCGCGAUGCCCCGUGAAGGAUGAGGUCGUAGGGUGCAGAAUUCCUGGUACAAGCGGCAUGAAGCUACCGCUACGAUAUCUCGUUACUUGAGCAGCACAGUCAGUGUGUUGCUGUCGUUUGUUGCUGUUUGGCCAGAACAUUCUUGUUUGUUGUUGCUUGCUUUGCACGUGGGAUGGCCUGUCGUUUCCUAAACUCACUCUCGACACCCAUCGUGCAGAGGGUGUUCUGCUUCUACUACUCCUGCAGACAUCCUACCCUUUUUGGAUGUCUCCUACGGAACAUCGCCCGCGGGACAACAACCAACAGCAACCGCCGGAGUCAGUUACUGUUGCACACACACGCGAUUUGUGCCGGCGUGGGUCGCGACGCUGGGCCCAAGGCAAGCGAGCGUGUCCCUCUCGGCGGCUAAGCCAGGUGACAGCCAGCGAAACGGGUAAGAAGAGAUUCGCCGGUCCCUUCUUCUGCCGGGCGCGGAUCGAUCGGUCUCGAAGCGCCAUACUACCAGAUGCUCGACCUGACGGGAGGAGUUAGGUUCUGGAGCGGGAUGCCCCGUCACGUGUACCUUCAAGGCCACGAGGGAAUGCGCGGUUUCAGGGACGAGUUGUCGAAUGAGUCCGACCUACCCCUGGCUUGUCCUUGCCACCCCACGCCUCUCUCGUGGCCUUGAAGGUACAUGAACGGGGCAACCCGUUUCACCGUUCGAGGUGUUGGCGCCGCCCCCUAAGGUCGAGCAUCCGGUAGUACGAAGCUUCGUGGCCGAUCGUCGUCCGCCAGAAGAAGAGAGAGAAGGGAUGGGAGCGAACAUUGAAAGAGCAAGAAGCCCCCAGAGUUCGAAGAGCAAAGUGCAGCCCAUGCCUGAAGCCCACGAUUGGCCCAUAACCGACCCUCAGCUUGGACUGCAGCAGUACAUGGUCAUAAUGGCGCCGCCUCGAGUUAUUGUUUUUCCGUAUGCAUAUGCGUUGAGCAUUCGCGUUCUUCUAUAUUGCGUGUACUCUAGUGAGACGUUGCGAUGGUAGGAUGGGUAAACAGACCUAGACAUGUGUGUAGUGGGUAGCGAGGUUUGUUUACGCGAGCGAGUCUUCCUUGCAUACGAUUUGCAUGGGUGGUGGGAUGGGGAAGCGCUGUGGGGGAUGCACGAUGGGGGUGAGAGGUUUGUUUACGCGAGCGAUUUUUCGUGCGUGUGCAUGUGGUGCUGUUCUGUCUCAGGGUGACCGAUCGAAACUGUUUUUUUUCGUACACAUUCAAACCAAAGAGCUCGGUCAUACACACAACGGCACUGAAUGGUACGUGUUCAGUUGGCAACUUCGUGACUUUGGCUCGCUUGGUUACGGGUUCGAAUAUCUCAUGCGCAUGGUCUCUCGAGUCUCGAGUCCACACGACCAAGAGGGAAGAGGGACUGGACCCU